UCUCUCUCUUUCUCCUCUGUCUCUCUCUUUCUCCUCAGAUCUCCAGGCUCAAAGCGUCAGUCCACCAGCUGAACUCUCAGUCAGACUGGUGGAUGGGACCACUUCCUGUUCUGGGACAGUGGAAGUCUUCUACAGAGGAGACUGGUCAGGUCUAUGUUCUAGGUGGUGGGGCAUGAAAGAGACCAAGAUUCUGUGUAGAGACCUGGGAUGUGGGAAUCUUGUAGCUAAAUCUAGAGGACCACCGUUUGAAGAUGGAAGAGGAGGAAUCAGCAUAUGGCUUUGUAGUGGAGAUGAGUCUUCUAUUACAGAGUGUAAAAAAAUAGAAGGAGGAGCUGGUGUCUGUAAUGCUACAUAUGAGUAUCAUCUUCAUGUGACCUGUUCAGAGUCUGUGCGGCUUGUGGAUGGAGCUGGUCUCUGCUCUGGGAGAGUGGAGGUGAAGUCCAAUCAGUCCUGGGCCUCAGUGUGUGAAGCUGACUUUGACCGGCAGGAUGCAGAGGUAGUCUGUGGGGAGCUUGGCUGUGGGGCUCCUGCAGCUCUACAGGGGGGGCUCUAUGGAGAAGGUGAGGGUCAGACCUGGGAUAAAGAGUUCCAGUGUAAAGGCAAAGAGUCCCUUCUCCUGGACUGUGACACCUCAGACAGAGAAAACAACACCUGUCUACCUGGUAAUGCUGUUGGACUCACCUGCUCAGAGCCUGAUGAUGUGAGGCUGGUGGGAGGAGGCAGUCGCUGUGCUGGUGGAGUGGAGCGGUACGACCAGGGAGAGUGGAGGACUGUGGGAGCUAGAGACUGGGAGGAUGUAGCUGCAGUAGUGUGUAGACAGAUGGGUUGUGGCUCCACUGUUUCAGGAGUGUAG
Messenger RNA from Salmo salar (Atlantic salmon), 853 nucleotides. The record is from RefSeq and is a predicted model, not a curated record. NCBI's taxonomy places the organism in Eukaryota, Metazoa, Chordata, Actinopteri, Salmoniformes, Salmonidae.